Cyprinus carpio (common carp) is the source of this 1455-nucleotide messenger RNA. Its product is annotated as serine/Arginine-related protein 53-like. Gene Ontology annotation, cellular component: cytoplasm; nucleus. Gene Ontology annotation, biological process: alternative mRNA splicing, via spliceosome. The record is from RefSeq and is a predicted model, not a curated record. NCBI's taxonomy places the organism in Eukaryota, Metazoa, Chordata, Actinopteri, Cypriniformes, Cyprinidae.
AAGGAGAAGGCGACUGACGAUCGUGUUUGAUUGGUGAUGCCUGCUGCGCUCGCAUCGAUGCGCUCCAAACCGGCUGCUCCUGUCUGUCCGGCGGCUCAUGGCGCUGCUCUGUGAGUUGCUGUUGUGACACAAUAGAAGUGUGUAUCGUUAUCUAGCUCUGCAUCCUUGCGUCUGAGCCGGAGAGAGCAUGGGCCGUCGCUCGUCAGACAGCGAGGACGACAGCCGCAGCAGGAGGAAGAGGAGGCAGAGAGGCCGUUCCUCCUCGUCCAGCUCCUCUACCAGCAGAGUGACCAGCCGCAGCAAGCGCUCCAGCAGACGCACGCGCUCCAGAGACCGGAACAGGAGGCACAGAAACCGCUCCAACAGCAGCUCCUCCAGAGGGUCGAGUCACAGGAGGCGGAGCCGGAGCACAGACAGGGGGCGGGGCCACAGGUCCCACAGGUCUCGGUCCCGCAGCCGCAAUAGAAGGUCUCGCUCGCAUCACCGAAGGUCUCGCAGUCGCAGCAGAGAUCGAGAUCGUGGUCAGCGCCGAACCCGAGACCGAGAGAGAGACCGGACACGGGACAGAGCUAAAGACAAAGAGACGGACAAAGCCAAAGACAAAGACAAAGAAAAACAAAGGGAAACAGGAAACAUCAAAGCUGGAUUAGAACAUCUGACUCCUGCAGAACAGGCCAAAGCUCGACUCCAGCUGGUGCUUCAGGCUGCAGCUAAAACCGAUGAAACACUGAAAGCAAAGGAGAGUAUGAAAGAAGACAAGACAAAGGAGAAAGAGGAAAUGUCUCUCGCCGAGCAGGUGAGGAGGAUAAAGGAUAUCGAGGCCAUUGAGAGCGACUCCUUUGUUCCUCAGGCUUUCAAAUCAUCUCGGGAUGGCACCAAGGUGACUGAUGUUUCAGAGAUCAAGAAAGAGGCAGAGGCUAUAAAAGAGGAAGUUGCCCUUCUGCCCACCUCCAUCAUGUACAAUGACAGCAACGCUCUGGCUCACCCUAACCUCUUCAUGGAUAAAGAGGAGGCAGAGAGCUUGUGGUUGAACAGACUGAACUCUCUGCGUCAGGAGAGGCUCAUGGGGAGUCCGGUGUCCUGACCAGAUCCAGCUUCCUCAGAGCUGUGGACUCGCUCUAGUUCUCCGUCAUUCCAGCGCAUCGCAGAAAGGAGCUAGUGCUCCACCUGCUGGUUUCUAUGGGAAACAUGAUUUCAAAUUACAUUUCAGCAUGUGUUUUUUCAGAUUUUUUGAUUGUUUAUUUUACAUUAUACUAACAUAGAUAAUAGAUGAUAAUGGGAAUAUUAAGGUUUUAGGAGUGAUUUACACAAAAGUUGUCCCCUUUUUAAGUUUGAGCAGACAUCCUUCUCAUCAACAUGAAUGACAGUUGUAUUUAGUGUGUGUUGGGGAUUUGUUGUUGCUGUUGUUAUUCUUUUUUUUUCAAAAUAAACAAUUGUUGUAAAUCUUGUUUAAAA